Messenger RNA from Mucor mucedo, 906 nucleotides. RefSeq lists its product as uncharacterized. The record is from RefSeq and is a predicted model, not a curated record. The coding region runs from base 1 to 906 and encodes 301 amino acids. The transcript is spliced from 2 exons. Lineage: Eukaryota; Fungi; Mucoromycota; Mucoromycetes; Mucorales; Mucoraceae.
AUGGAGGAUGAUUCAUUUUGGGAAGAAGUAGUAGCUAAACAGGAAUCCCUGGUCACCCAUAUAAAACCUAUUAAAAAGGAGAACGAUGAUAUGGAUCAAUUAUUAGAUACAGAGACACCUCGGUUUAAAUCUUUAUCUGUGCGUGACGACCCUUCUCCGCCUCCUCCUGUCAGUCUGAAAAGAAAGAGAGUGGGCGAAGAUGUCUUUACAAAGGAUGCCGUCAAACAAUGGCAAGGCUCUCGUAUUAAAGCUUGGGAAAACAGAUACAUGAGUCCCGAAGGUUUUUAUUAUAGAUUUGUUGCCCCCGGUGAAGGUCAGCAGAAUGGCGUUUGGUCAGCUCAAGAGCAAAAGUUAUUCAUGAAUAGAUAUAAAGAAUGGAUCGCGAAUGGUUGGAAAAUCGGUUCUUCUUGGGGUUUAUUCAGUUGUGGUAUUCCUCAUCGUGUGGGGUAUCAAUGUAUGAACUUUUACCGUAAACUAGUUAGUGACGGUACUUUGCAGGAUGAAAGUUAUAUUACAAUAGAUGGAAAGCUAAAGCAAGUGCAUAAAGAACGUCUAUCCGGGAUUAUACCUACCACUGAAUUGGGCCCCGAAUGGAAGGAUGAUGAGGUCAAAGAAGAGGAGAAAAAUAUCGACCGAUGGCUUAAGGAAUUACAUGGUCGUUCGGGACAAACAGCCACUUCAAGACCCAUAGCAGCACCUAAGCCAAAGCCCAUUCAUCGUCCUAGUGUCAAGAGAUCAAAUAUUACAGAUCUUGUGAAAAAGAUGCCUCAAAAACAAUAUAUACCUGGCCUUGAUGAAGAUGAUUUUGUUAUGGAAACUGAGCCUGAUGUGGCUCACAUCCAAGCGAGAGAUUGGGAAGAAGAAUGGACAAAGCGAUUGCAAGGAUACAAGGAGUUCUUAACGUGA